AGAAGAAAAGAGUUCGCGUCCUCGCGACACACGCACACAUCAUACGUAUCGAUAAGCUGGUCCGUCGGGAAAGGCGAAACGUAUUGCACCUCGGAGUCGUUCAUCCCACACGUGAUUAGCACAGUGCAGUUGGUGAUGGACGACUUCGACACUGACGGUGCGCAGCACCUGGAGAACGGCCAUGAGUCCAACGCGGCGUUGCUGCAGCUCCAAGACGCCUUUGUGAGUGCGUUGACCUCCUCCGGCGCGCUGGGCAAAAUACGCGCUCAGCUUCGCGCGACGGCAUUAUCGCUUCUUCGGGGCGACGACGACCUGCAGCGUGCCGCGGUGGGCGAUGUACUGAAGCCCGCCUCGCUGUCCGCAGCGUCAAAAAUAAGUCUCCUUCUCCUUUACGACUUCCUGCAGUUUCACCACCUGCGCGAGACAGCUGGUGUGCUGGAGGUGGAAGGAAGCGUGCACCUGCUAUCCGGCGAGCAAGACACCCUGCUUGGCGGCCUCAGAACACUGCCCGGUGAAGGGCCGUUGUUGGAACGCCUCGUCGAGUCGUGUGAGAAGGGCCACGUACCUCCAUUCCUAGAGAAAGGCUCCCUUUCCGGUGGUGUUGUUCCAGACGCCCGCUCUCGGUUAACUGAGCCGAACAUCGAGUCCCCGUCCCUGGCCUCCAGCUCGAUCUCCACAGCGUUCAAGAAAACAACAACCACCACGGUAGCCCUGCCAGAGAACGAAGACGUGCUUCGUGAGUAUCAAGCAUACGAACCGUCGAUUACGUUCUCCGAUGUAGACGGUGUCCUAGAAGAUGAGCGGCAAUGCGACGAAGCGGAAGAUGUUUAA
Molecule: messenger RNA, 831 nt
Organism: Leptomonas pyrrhocoris
Lineage: Eukaryota; Euglenozoa; Kinetoplastea; Trypanosomatida; Trypanosomatidae
Exons: 1
Coding region: 136-831 (231 amino acids)
Source: RefSeq, a predicted model, not a curated record